CAGAUAAAUAGUCCUGUCAAAAGGCGCAGCGCGGUGGUGCGCGCCGAGCAGGGGCCAGGGCGCCGACUUCGCCGCCGCCCUCUCUGGGGUCAGCGGCGGGGCUCGCUCUCGCGGCUACGCGCUUCCCGACCCGGUUUCUAGUUCUCUCCAGAGUUCAGCCUGACCCCCGCCUCCGCGAGGGAGCGGAAGGCGGACACCGCGAGACUGGCCUGGGGGAGGAAGGCGGGGGCGUUCGGGACUCAGCGAUGUCCACCGGCUCGGUGAGCGACCCCGAGGAGAUGGAGCUGCGGGGGCUGCAGCGGGGGUACCCGGUCCCCGCCUCCAAGAGGCUGCCCCUCCGGGGCGCGGAGCGCAGCUACAUCUCGCCCAGUGACAACUCAUCGGCAGAGGAGGAAGACCCCGACGGCGAAGAGGAGCGCUGUGCGCUGGGCGCGGCGGGCGGCGCCGGAGGCUGCAAGAGGAAGCGGCCCCGUGUGGCGGGGGGAGGCGGCGGCGGCGGCGGCAAGAAGCCCCUCCCGCCCAAGGGCUCGGCCGCCGAGUGCAAGCAGUCGCAGAGGAACGCGGCCAACGCCCGCGAGCGCGCCCGGAUGCGCGUUCUAAGCAAAGCCUUUUCCAGGCUCAAGACCAGCCUGCCCUGGGUGCCCCCCGACACCAAGCUUUCCAAGCUGGACACGCUCCGGCUGGCUUCCAGUUACAUCGCGCACCUGCGGCAGCUGUUGCAGGAGGACCGCUACGAGAACGGCUACGUCCACCCGGUGAACCUGACGUGGCCCUUUGUGGUUUCUGGACGACCCGACUCUGACACCAAAGAAGUUUCCGCAGCCAGCAGGUUAUGUGGGACCACCGCUUAGAUCGAACUCGAACUCACUUGACGGGUCUAUUGAUUAAGCGCCUGUGUUUGGGGGUCAGGGAGAGAAGGGAAACUGCGCAAGAAUCCGCGGAGAACAGGAAGAAAGACCUAUUGGAUUCUCCUAGCCUCCCCCACCCCGGAACUGUGAAACCUAGUGGUGGCGGGCCUGGGGGGGCCGAGCCUGAGGGUCGGCGGCGCGGCUGUCAUCUCAGGGCGGGGACGGCUAGGCUGCCGCAGGUCUGGGCAAAGUUCACGCGCGGAUUCAGAUCCAACCUCGAGCUUCAGCAGUGUAGACUAGCCCCGCCGCCGCAGACUGAGCCCAGCGCCUAGCCACCUAGGGGUUAGUUUCCAAGCAGAGCCCGGUACACACGUGUGAUGGCCUGACUUUGCACAGCCCUGGCGUCUCAGGGUUGGCAACGGUUAGCACGCGCACUCAGUGUUCCGCUUCAAAGACAGAGGUCUUCACAGGAGACCUACAUCUGGGCGUGUUUUUAAGUUGCAAAUAGUGACGUGUGGGAUACCUGGGCUGGGUUUGCAUUCCACGAGUCUGCGCCAUCCCCACCCCACCCCCACCCCCUGGCGGGCGGACGACGCCCUUUCUGGGCGGGAAGAGUUGGAGGCGUGCUUUCAGAGACCUCCCGGGUGGGUUUUGCCCCGAGCGCUCCGGGCGGUUUGGCCUCCAGGUGCGGUCACGCCCCUUACUACCCUCUCUUCCUAACCUGGCUGCAGUGGCAGCUCUCUGGUUCUUGGCUUGAGCACCCCUUGUGUCUCCUCUUCCUCCCUUCCCCUCCCUCCCCCUCCGCCGCACUAACUUGGCUCGGAUCUGCCUUGGAGCCUCACUCUGCUCCCUCUUCCUGCGCCUACUUGCUGCGCCCUCGUCCUAACCUUCCUCAUCCAGUCUCCCCUCUCCAAGCUAGUGUGGCUCCCGCCUCCAACCCCGCCUCCCUGCGCCCCCCUUCUUCCUCCCGCGUGAGGAUCGCGGAGCGGGCCGCUGGGGCUGUUCGGUACCUAGUGACCCAGCUCCGGGGAACGCGCCGCUGUCCAGACUGCACCAUCACAGUAACUAGCAAAUGUAAAUAAAUUUAUUUUUUUAUGAAUAAUAAAACGCAUUGUGAAAACCAA
Messenger RNA from Sus scrofa (pig), 1972 nucleotides. It is a transcript of the gene MSC, whose product is annotated as musculin. NCBI's taxonomy places the organism in Eukaryota, Metazoa, Chordata, Mammalia, Artiodactyla, Suidae. Gene Ontology annotation, molecular function: RNA polymerase II transcription regulatory region sequence-specific DNA binding; DNA-binding transcription factor activity, RNA polymerase II-specific; protein dimerization activity. Gene Ontology annotation, biological process: regulation of transcription by RNA polymerase II; skeletal muscle tissue development. The record is from RefSeq and is a predicted model, not a curated record.